AUGAACAUGGAGUCCUUCUCCAAAAUAUCGAAUAUCAUCGGGCAGGCCCGGGAUCUCACUAUCGAGGCAGCUACAUCUGCCUCCGGCAGCCGUACUUAUGGCACCAGAGUCGCCGUCGCACCCGCCAAGGCUUCGUCGCCAAAGGAAAUCCACCGCUUUCUCUCCUCCCGACAUGAUAGGGAUAUUCUUGAUGGCCUUAGGCGGGUCGUAUCCAUGAUGUCCCGCGGCGUCGACUGUUCCGAAUACUUCGCCGAUGUCGUCAAGAAUGUCGCUUCUCCUACACUGGAAAUCAAAAAAUUAGUGUAUAUCUACCUUCUCACGUAUGCCGAAUCUGAGCCAGACCUCGCUUUGCUUUCCAUAAACACCAUUCAAAAGGCCUUAACCGACCAGAACCAAGUCGUUCGUGCCAUGGCUAUCCGCGUUAUGUCUGGGAUUAGGGUGCCAGUUAUUUCCCAAAUAGUAGCUCUGGGAAUCAAAAGAUGUGUAACGGAUAUGUCGCCUUAUGUUCGAAAAGCUGCGGCCUUAGCGAUUCCAAAGUGUUAUAGACUCGACCCGAGUACGUUGCCGCUCCUUACGGAUCUUGUGGCAACAUUAUUGGGGGAUAAGAGUUACUAUGUUAUUGGAGCGGCAGUGAUGGCUUGGUGGGAAGUUUGUCCAGAAAGAAUCGAAAUGGUACACCCGCAUUAUCGGGGGUUGUGUAAGCUGCUAAUCGAUAUGGAUGAAUGGGGUCAACUAGCGUUGCUGAGACUCCUAACUGUCUAUGCGCGUAAAAACUUUCCACAAGGGAAGGUCAAGGAAAGCAAUAAGAAAAAGAAGACUACUAGUGGAAGCGGUGGAUUUUAUUCAGAUGAAGAAAUGGAGGAUGAGGUUGCAGUAGGGGGUAUUGAUCCAGACCUAAAACUUCUUUUAGACUGCUGUCCACCCCUCUUACAAAGCCGCAAUAGUGCAGUUAUUCUCGCUGUUGCGCGUGCAUACUAUCAUCUGGCACCAUCUUCUUAUCUCCUCCCUCUAGCGCCACCGCUUUUAUCCCUUCUAAGAAGCCCGCAAGACAUCCAGCUCAUAGCACUCACAAAUAUAGUCUUUAUCGCCCUAAGAUACCCUUCCAUCUUCUCCCCACAUUGCACUCACUUCCUCCUUUCACCAGUCGACACACCUCAAAUCAGCAAGUUAAAGCUAGAAGCUCUCACACUCGUUUACCCUUACUCUUCAAAACCACAUCAAUCACUAAUUCUAACAGAAUUAUCAUACUACGCGGGGAGUUAUGAUAAAGAACUGGUACGAGAAGCCGUCAAGGCAGUAGGACGGUGUGCGCAGAAUAAUCCCGAGCAGUCUAGGCGUUGUUUAAAGCUAUUGAUGGAACAUAUAAACUCACCGGACCAACAUUUGGUAGCAGAGAGUUUAACGGUUGUUAGGCACAUUAUCCAACAGCAACCCACACUACACAAAAAGACGGUAAUAAAACUUGCGAAGGCAUUAGAUACUGCUACUAGUAGCACUGCCCGAGCCAGUAUAAUUUGGCUCGUGGCCGAAUUCUCAGGGGUGGACAACGGAGACAAUGUCUCUGCGGAUGUACUCCGUAUUCUAGCCAAAGGAUUUGCGAAUGAAGCCGAAGGGGUCAAAUUACAGAUACUGCUUCUGGCGGCAAAGGUCUAUGCCCAUUAUUUGAACCGGACGAAUACGGGUUUCGAACAACCAUUGUCAGAAGAUGAAGAUGCACCUGAAGACUUUCAUCCUAUCCCUCAACUCUUUAAUUAUAUAUCUCGCCUGGCGCGCUAUGAUGUCAGCUAUGAUAUUAGGGACCGGGCUAGGAUGUAUAUGUCGCUUCUUUCAACACCGAAAUCAGUGCAGUUGGCGACAUUGAUACUGCUGGCGCCGAAACCGGUGCCAUUCGCGCCUAGUCCUAGCGCAGCACUGAGGGAAGGGCUAACAGUGGGCAGUUCGGCGUUGAUGAUUGGGAAGGAUGAGUAUGUGAGAGGAUACGUCGGGUUGCCGGAGUGGGUUAGUGAAGAAGACGCACCUGAACGCCGGAUCAGGGACCCAAUCGAGAAGGAAUAUGGGUACGAAGAGGUUAAGGAAAUCAAGAGUGUGGAGAGGAAGGUCGAGGCUCCUCGGCAGGUUGUCACUCCGGUGGUUAGUGUUGGGCAUACGCAGGAACCCCUGGAUGUGGUAAGCAAGAAAGAGGCCAAUGGAAAGACUUUGGAUGAGUGGUUGGAGGACUCCGAUGGGGAGGGAGACGGUGAAUCUGAGGAUGAGGAAGAAGAUGAAGAUGAAGAUGAAGAUGAAGAAGAGGAAAGCGAAUAUGAGACGGAUUCGGAAGAAGAAGAGACGGAUGAUGAAGAUGUUAAAGAAUCCUCGAAGAUGUUACCUUCAUGA
Orbilia oligospora ATCC 24927 is the source of this 2373-nucleotide messenger RNA. RefSeq lists its product as uncharacterized. Gene Ontology annotation, cellular component: AP-3 adaptor complex; membrane coat. The record is from RefSeq and is a predicted model, not a curated record. The coding region runs from base 1 to 2373 and encodes 790 amino acids. Gene Ontology annotation, biological process: vesicle-mediated transport; intracellular protein transport. NCBI's taxonomy places the organism in Eukaryota, Fungi, Ascomycota, Orbiliomycetes, Orbiliales, Orbiliaceae. The transcript has 4 exons.